AUGGCAUCACCAGACCAAGAUCCAUAUUAUUUAGCAGAACAAGAUAUAGCAUCUUCAGUUAGAGGUAUAAUGACAACACAUGAAAAAUGGAAACAACUAUUAUUUAAUACAAAUACAUAUACAAAUAAAGAAUUUAAAUGGUAUAAUAAAGAGAUAAGAAAAGUUUUAGCAGUUAUAGAGGAGGAUAUAGGUGAUAUUUUAGAAGCAAUUGGAACCAUUGAAAAGUUCCCAGGUAGAUAUGUUUUAGCACCAGGUGAAUUGGAUAGAAGAAAGUUAUUUGCAAAUGAUGUAAAAAUAAAGAUAAAUGAAAUUAAAGAGGAUUUACAAAGUCCAAGAGCAUUAGCAAAGAUUGAAGAAGAUAAACAGAACGAACUCCUCUCAUCAGAGAAGAGAAAUAUGAUUGAGAGGGGUGGUAAAUUUGAAGGUCUUAGAAGAGCACACGAUGAAGAUAAUAGAGACUUCCUUCGUGAACAAGCAGGCUAUCAAAGAGAACUUAUGAAUCGACAAGAUGAGGGUUUAGAUCAAAUGAAAGAUGAUGUUCAAAUUUUAGGUGAAAUGGGUAAAGCUAUGCAUUCUGAAUUAAAAAUACAAGAAGGUCUUUUAGAUUCAUUACAUGAUCGUGCAGCAAGAUCAAGUGAAACUUUAGGUAGUGUAAUGAGAAAAUUAGAUAGAUUCAUGGAAUCAACAAGUAGUAAACUACAAUGGACUAUCAUUGCAAUUUUAGGUAUUAUUUUCGUUGGUUUAGUUGUAUUAACUACAAUGAUUAAAAAAUAA
Messenger RNA from Dictyostelium discoideum AX4, 774 nucleotides. RefSeq lists its product as hypothetical. The transcript is spliced from 2 exons. NCBI's taxonomy places the organism in Eukaryota, Evosea, Eumycetozoa, Dictyosteliales, Dictyosteliaceae. Bases 1 to 774 code for a protein of 257 amino acids. The record is from RefSeq and is a predicted model, not a curated record. Gene Ontology annotation, biological process: vesicle-mediated transport; Golgi vesicle transport. Gene Ontology annotation, cellular component: Golgi apparatus; membrane; cytoplasm.